Messenger RNA from Cetraspora pellucida, 855 nucleotides. Lineage: Eukaryota; Fungi; Glomeromycota; Glomeromycetes; Diversisporales; Gigasporaceae. The record is from the annotation of a GenBank genome assembly.
AUGUUUUUGAAAAAACAUGGAUCUAUUGAUGCCUGGUGUCAAAUUGCCCAUCCUAAUUUUAUCAAAGAAGUUCCAGAAGUAUCAAGUCUUUUUAUAAAAUCCAAAUCAUCUACCGAGUAUUUAGAAAAAGGACUCACACCAGAACAAACAAUUGAAUUAAUGGAUAAAGCCGGAGUGGAAAAAUUAUGUUUAAAUGCUUGGUAUAGACCUGGAAAAGUAAUAAUUUCUAAUGAUAUUAUAAGUGAAUGGAUAGAAAAAUAUCCAAAUAGGUUUAUCGGAAUUGCAGGAGUUAAUUUACUUGAUCCUUUUAAUGCAGUUAAAGAAUUGGAAAGAGCAGUUAAUGUACUUGGUUUUAAAGGUCUUCGAGUAAUUCCUUGGCUUUAUAAUAUUCCACCAAAUGAUAAACAUUAUUAUCCACUUUAUGUAAAAUGUAUUGAAUUAGAUAUUCCAUUUUUUACCCAAGUAGGACAUACAGGUCCAUUAUGUCCAUCUGAAACAGGAAGGCCAAUUCCUUAUAUUGAUGAAAUCGCACUUACAUUUCCACAAUUAAAAAUUGUUGGAGGGCAUAUUGGUUAUCCAUGGACAAAUGAAAUGAUUAGUGUUAGUUGGAAGCAUCCUAAUGUGUACAUUGAUACUUCAGCAUACCUUCCUCGUUAUUAUCCACAAGAACUUAUUCAUUAUAUGAAUACAUAUGGUCAAGAUAAAGUUUGUUAUGGUACAAAUUUUCCUCAACUUAAUUGGAAAGAUACAAUGGAACAAGUAGAUGAAUUAGGUUUAAGUGAUAAAGUUAAGGAAAAAUUUUUAUAUAAAAAUAUGGCAAAACUGCUCAAAUUAGAAAACAAGGCAAAAUUAUAA